Molecule: messenger RNA, 4675 nt
Organism: Sphaerodactylus townsendi
Lineage: Eukaryota; Metazoa; Chordata; Lepidosauria; Squamata; Sphaerodactylidae
Gene: HTRA3
Product: HtrA serine peptidase 3
Exons: 10
Coding region: 77-1441 (454 amino acids)
Biological process (GO): proteolysis
Cellular component (GO): extracellular region
Molecular function (GO): protein binding; serine-type endopeptidase activity
Source: RefSeq, a predicted model, not a curated record
GUGGGCGCGGUCGAGGGGGCCGCGCUGGCGAGUGGCCGCCGUCGGCUGGGACUGCGAGGCGCCGGGUGGGCAGGCGAUGCGGGCGCCCCGGGUGCUGGUGCUGGCGGUGCUGGCGCUGUCGGCGGCGCGAAGCCGGGCGGGGCCGUGCCCGGCGCGCUGCGACGUGUCCCGCUGCCCGAGCCCCGGCUGCCCGAGCGGCUACGUGCCCGACGGGUGCAACUGCUGCCUGGUGUGCGCGGGCGGCGAGGGCGAGGCGUGCGGGCGGCCCGAGGACCCUCCGUGCGGCGACGGGCUCCAGUGCCGUUCCCCGCCGGGCCUCUGCCAGUGCCAGCUCCGCGCGCCCGUCUGCGGCACCGACGGCCGCCCCUAUGCCAACCUGUGCCGCCUGCGCGCCGCCGGCCGCCGCGCUCUGCAGCAGGGGCUCCCCGCAGUCCAGCAGGCCCCCGCCGCCGCCUGCCGAGCCGAUCAUCAACAGCCGAACAGCCCCAGGUAUAAGUUUAACUUCAUUGCAGAUGUGGUGGAGAAGAUAGCACCUGCUGUUGUGCACAUAGAACUCUUCCUCAGGCAUCCCCUGUUUGGCCACAAUGUCCCCCUUUCCAGCGGCUCCGGCUUCAUUAUGUCUGAUACGGGGCUGAUUGUCUCCAACGCCCACGUGGUGACCAGCAGCAGCACAGCAACUGGACGGCAGCAGUUGAAAGUGCAGCUCCAGAAUGGGGAUACGUUUGAAGCGACGAUCCAGCACAUUGACAAGAAAUCAGACAUUGCAACCAUCAAGAUAAAGCCACGGGAAAAGUUGCCUGUCCUCCUCUUGGGCCAGUCCAGUGAUCUGAGGCCAGGGGAAUUUGUGGUGGCCAUGGGGAGCCCAUUUGCUUUGCAGAACACAGUGACCACAGGCAUCGUCAGCACAGCCCAGAGGGACGGCAAAGAACUGGGCCUGCGGGACUCAGACAUGGACUACAUUCAAACAGAUGCCAUCAUCAAUUAUGGGAAUUCAGGAGGACCUCUAGUCAACUUGGAUGGGGAAGUGAUUGGCAUCAAUACUUUAAAGGUUACUGCAGGAAUUUCCUUUGCAAUUCCAUCUGAUCGCAUCUCCCGAUUCCUCUCUGAGAAUAAUAGCAAACAAAGUCAAGAUGGGAAGAAAAGGUUUAUUGGCUUAAGGAUGCUGACAAUAACACCUGAACUUGUGGAAGAACUGAAGUUUAAUAAUCCAGAUUUUCCUGAAGUUGGUAGUGGAAUUUAUGUACAUGAAGUCGUUCCAAAUUCACCAUCUCACAGAGGUGGGAUUAAGGAUGGAGACAUCAUUGUGAAGGUGAACGGGCAUCCGCUGAUGACUUCUGCUGACUUGCAAGAGGCUGUGAUGAAGGAGUCGCCUCUGCUGCUUGAAGUCAGAAGGGGAAAUGAUGACUUACUGUUUAAUAUAGAACCUGAAGUCCUGAUGUAAGCCAGGCUGUGAACCUGGUGUCAGCUGAUGUCUAAUUUCCUGAGCCAGACUGUCAAGAAUGAACCAUCAGCCUUUCAGCAGCACAACUUCUUCAUUGGUGUCAUUGAAGAGACAUGUGGACAAGAGCCUGCUGGUGGCUUUGCAUAUGGAAGCAGCUCACAAUGGACGUUGGACAAGCAAAAACCCCACCCUGGUGGUUGACAAAUGGUGGAACUAUUUUCGCUCAGUUAGGACCAGACACUAAGCAGCAAACCAUUACUGCAAACCAUUACUCUUUGGCAUACUCAUGAGUCCCUCCUGCUUUAGCUUUUUGUGAGGAAGUCAGCCGGGCCCAAAACUGCACUUCUGGAAAUUUUCUUACCAAAAUGUUGUUUGGUUUAUUUGCUCAAAGAGUAAAUGUUAUGCAUUAAAUUAUGCAUUAAAUUACAAUUACAAUAUAAGGACAAAUUGAGAUGGCUACACCUCAAGAGACUUCCUUUUGUACUGUCUAUAAACUGUUGUCAGAUUUACAGGGUGUGUGGGGAUGAAUCCAUGGAGGAUAUUCUCUGGGCAAAGACAGCUGAUUCAGGGGAGGAGACAAACCUCAAACUUCAGAAGUUUGCAAUAAGUGUGCACACACACACACACACACACGUGUGUGUGUGUGUGUGUGUGUGUGUGUGUGUGUGUGUGUGUGUGUGUGUGUGUGAAAGACAUGGUGUUCAUCAGAACUUUCCAUCCCAAGACACUGAAAUCCUAUUCAACUUCUGAGACCUAAUGAACACACCCUACAACUUCCACUAACCAAAACCAGCCAAGGGCAGAGCCAGAAAACUUAGAGCAGUGGUAGCGAACCUAUGGCAUGGGUGCCAGAGGUGGCACUCAGAGCCCUCUCUGUGGGCACGCAAAGAGUUGCCCCCCACACACAUCUAGGCUGGCCUGGACCACUGGGCUCUAUUAUUAGCAUUAAACCUAAGACCUAGUUUUGGGGAAGCAGUGUAGGUAACCCUGGUAAGCACUGUUAAACCACUGAUUUUCAUGCGAAGAACUAAAGUCUGUUGUACUCGACUCACCCCUCCAGCCAAUCAUGUCAUUCCUGUCUCUGCCCAAUCAGGACUUAGUUUCCCUUUAACCAAUCAUGGCGCAUUUUCAGCCAGCCAGUCAUAAUUGACCAUUCAGAGUAUGCGUAGAACCGGAGUUUGUAAGCCCCUUUGAGUCUCCUUACAGGGGAGGAAGGGGGGGGGGUAUAAAUCCAAACUCUUCUUCCUUUCAUCCAAAUGUUCUGCAGCAGCCCACCUUGAUGGAGACUUUGUGCUUGGUGAAAGAUCGGCUCCUGAGAAGCUGGUAGAUGCAGUGGAUGGGCAGGAAUCCGGUGAUGUUGGCGCUCAGGUUGCCAGUGACAGCCACGCAGACCGCAUGAGCAGUGACCACCGAAAGAUCAGCCCCUGACUCAGAUCCUUUUUAAACCAACCAUUUAAAAAAACAAACAGUUUGGAAGUCAGUGCCAUGUGAUGUGGCUGGGUCCACUACCCACACCAGCUGACCGUUCUCCCAGCCACUGGGGUUUGUCAUCAUCAUAAACUUUCUGCACCACAUCACAAACUGCUUUCUGUCUCAGACUGAGCAAGAAAAAGACAUGACGGAGCCCUGGCAUAUCUUUUCCGGCAAGGCAACACAUAAAGGACAGAAAUGCAGCUGGAAUGGGACCAAGGAAAGGAGGGAGGGGAUGUAGAAAAAAGGGCAUUGACGUGGACGCUGGGGAAUCGCUGAAAGGACCAUACAAUGGGCAAGAGGAACAGAGCAGCUAUGGCUCAGCAACCAGACGAUGCGGCAGCAAACCAUCGCCGCUGUCUCCAGUAGGUUGCUCAAAUGUGCAAGCAGCGCCACAAUGGCGGCAAAGAGCUCCUCCAAUUCAGGAUCCAUGAUGGUUCACCAGCCAGUUUGUGUGGAAGCACGUAAAGUCGCAACCUCGUGACGAUGUCGCAAAGUUCCUCUGACCUUGCGACAUGCACGGGAAAAAAGGAAUUUCAUGUUUCCUGCCAUGGGAAAGGGAACCAAUUGGGGCAGAGGGGUGGAUGACACACAGAGUCGACCCCGCCCACUGAGUUCAGGUAAGGAGAGACGAACUCGGCAAUGUGCGGAUUAAUGGCGAAUCGAGCUCAGGUGCCAACUUUUCGUGGCAGCCAAUAGAAUGCGAAGCAGGAAGAGGCGUGCACAGCUUAUCCGCCCUCUGAGCUUGGCUAAGGAAGAACGAACUCGGCCGCUGUGUGGAACGACAGCGAGUUGACUUCAUGAAGAAAAAUUCCAGCCGACGCAAGUCGAGCCCUACAGAAUGUACUGUAGGGAAUCACCCUUUGAGAACAAAGACGGCUGAGAGGCAGCAGCUUCUCUUCAAUGGAGAAAGCUCUCUCCCCAACCCCCAAUCUGUUAACUAUUCAGCUGCGCUGGCAAAUGUAAAUGGGUGUGUGGUGUGCGUUUCCUUUUCUGGUAAUUUGGGUGGACUAAGGUUGUGCAUGUGUCACUGGAGAAUAGUGUGUGUAUAAAGUGUCUGUGUAAGCAGCAUGGUGCCAGUGUUUGCAGUAAAGGGAGAAUGAAUAAGGUUCAAAAGUGUGGUGUAUGAAUGGGUGGCAAAAAACAGUCUGAGUUCCAAUCUGACAUCCUGCUUAGAGCAUAAUUGCAUAGAAACCCCCCACCCCUGAGUUGGCACAUUUUAACUCCCAGGGUUAAUGUCACAUUCUCCUCUGUCUUAAGAUCUCUUUUCUGACAUCAGAGUGAGCCACUUCAGGUACAGCUGAAAAGAAAGGGGGGAGGUGUUGGGGGUCACACUUGGGUUUACCAGAAAUCUUGCCAGGUUUGAUGUUAAGUGUCUGAACCAGCCAUCCCUUGACUGCCUGAAGUCUUUCAAAUUAUGGGACUCCACUAGAGUGUAAGAGAUCUUACAUGCUUGACUUUUUAAAUGGUCUGGGCUAUUGCUCCAAUAUGCUGUUUGGUUAACCAGGCCCUGACCACAGGCUCUUGUUACAUGGAGGUCACACACAAAUGGAAUGUGGUGAAUAAUUCUUAUAGAAUUAUUGCCUGAUAUAAUCACAAAGCCAUGUGCAAAACAAACUGAAACUUUGGGAAAGUGCACAAUUUUUCUGGAGAAAGUGCACAAUUUUUUUCAUUGUAUUGGAAAGCAUUAUUGAACAAAUUGUAUACAUGUGACUUGUACAAUAGGUUCCUACUGUACAAAGAAUAAACUUUACACAGAUAACA